Messenger RNA from Lates calcarifer (barramundi perch), 577 nucleotides. RefSeq names its product translocase of outer mitochondrial membrane 5 homolog (yeast) (gene tomm5). The record is from RefSeq and is a predicted model, not a curated record. The transcript is spliced from 2 exons. Gene Ontology annotation, cellular component: mitochondrial outer membrane translocase complex. The coding region runs from base 109 to 264 and encodes 51 amino acids. Lineage: Eukaryota; Metazoa; Chordata; Actinopteri; Centropomidae.
GUAUUUCCGGUUUGGAUUAUUUCAUCCAUGCUCCCGAAGCGGUGAUUUUCUUUCCCCCCACCACCGAAGGCGAAUUGAAGAAGAAAACCCGGUAAAACCACCGCGACGAUGUUCAAACUGGAAGGACUCGGACCUAAAAUGGACCCAGAGGAGAUGAGGAAGAAAAUGCGACAGGACGUGAUCUCGUCUUUGAGAAACUUCCUUAUUUACGUCGCUCUUCUCAGAGCCACUCCAUAUGUGUUAAAGAAGCUGGACAGCAUAUGAGUGGAGCAGCUGGUCUUUUCUCUCCUCCAUCCACUGAGUUUCCUGCAUCAGAGACAGUGUGGACCAUCAUCACAAGCAGACAGCUGGGGGGGGUCCACCAUGUGACAGCUCAACCUGCGGGGAGACGACCAGCUUCUGACCAACACCACACCAGAGAAAACAAAACCUGUUCUCAUCUCCAGUCUUGUUCCACUGUAGUCUACCUUUUUUUUUUGGUUUGUUUUUUGUUAAAUAUAUUGUGAUAUUUGUUGAAUGCAGUGCUUGACAGUGUGCACGCCUGCUGCGUCACACAAUAAAGAGAAACUAUGCUGAA